CAUAAGUUGAAAAUUUGAAUAUAACAAAGUCUUGUCAACGAUCCAAAUACAAUGCAGCAGUAACCCGAAAGAAAGAAAAAAAAGAAAAUUCAAAACAAAAAUUCCUCUGUUUCUCUUGCGUCUUCACGAGCUUCAAAAACAAAAACAAAAAAUUGUCGAAGAUAGAACAAUUCUGGGGUUUAAUUACUUGUGGAUCAAGCCUUCUUCACCAGAGAUAGCCCCAUUUGACUUGAGCUUCACCUGCCGGACUUGGAGUAGAGACACUGAUUCUUCCAUACACGUGGUCCUCUUUGUCUCUUCCCAUAUAGGAAACAGAUGAAUCUGCAAAAUCUCCAUUUUUUUUUUGCUAAUUGUUAAUUAUAUAACUCAUUAGCAGCAUUAUUCUAAUCAAAACUGUUCCUUGUUAAUAAAAAAAAGCUAAUAAAGGAAACUUCUUUUUGUUAACUUUGAGAUUUUGAUUGUUUGAUGUGGUGGAAGAAGAAGAAGAAAGAAAGAAUAAAAGAAGUGUCUACAAUGAGAGGCAUUAGCUUAUAAAUCCAAUCAAUGCAAGUUGGUUUAUGCUAGCUUGAAUGGAAGUGGUAUAUGGUUCCAAGAAAACAGCAAUGGCGAAGCAGCAGCAAUCUGAUACUACAAGACCGCCUCUUGUUCCAGCUGAGAAGAACAAUGCAGUUUCUGUCACGCGCCGUGCUAGAACAAUGGAGGUUAGUUCAAGAUACAGAUCACCGACUCCUACUAAAACUAGGAGAUGUCCUUCGCCUAAUGUCACGAGGACUGUGCCUUCUUCAACCUCUCAAUCUUUAUCGAAAAGAGCUGUUUCAGCGGAAAGGAAACGUAGCCCUUCCACACCGGUUAGUGAUGUAUCUAUAGAUUUACAGGUUUCUUCUAGGAAGCUACCUACUGGUCGUUUACCUGAAAGCUUAUGGCCUUCUACUAUGAGAAGCCUUAGUGUUUCUUUUCAGUCUGAUUCAGUCUCAGUUCCUGUUAGUAAGAAGGAGAAACCGCUUGUUACUUCUUCGAGUGAUCGGACAUUGAGACCGUCUUCUUCGAAUAUAGCUCAUAAGCAGCAGAGUGAGACAACAUCUGUGUUGAGGAAACAUACGCCUGAGAGAAAAAGAAGUCCACUGAGGGGUAAGAAUGUGUCUGCUGGACAGUCAGAGAAUUCAAAACCUGUGGAUGGUUCUCUUAGUAAGAUAAUAGAACAACAUCGAUGGCCUAGUCGAAUUAGUGGGAGGAUUACAUCAUCAAAUCCUAUGAACAGAAGCUUGGAUCUUGACGAUAAAGCUAUCAGGAGAAUGUCAUUGCCUUUGUCUAAUAAAAUCUCUAAACCAUUGCUAAAGUCUUCUAGUGACACAACAAGGUUGUUGUCCUGUUAUGAAAAUGGUGGACAAGAGAUUUUGUCUCCAACAACCUCAGAAGAUAGUAGUAGUUGUGAGUCUCUAAAGCUUUUGUCUGCAAGUUCAUUAGAUAGAACAACCUUAGCUAGGUUGCACCCAUUGUCUGCUCCUGGUUCACGCACUGCUUCACCGAGCAGAUCCUCAUUUUCAUCAUCGUCAUCUAAUUCUCGAGGCUUGAGUCCUUCAAGAGGAGUGAGUCCCUUGAGAGGAUUAAGUCCUUCAAGAGCGGGAAAUUUCUCCUGUGUGAGAUCUUCUACACCUCCACCGAGAGGUGUAAGUCCAUCCCGGAUAAGACAAACCGCACAAUCCAGUAGCAACACAACCUCGGUACUCAGCUUCAUUGCGGAUGUCAAGAAAGGUAAAAAGGCAACUUACAUAGAAGAUGUUCAUCAGCUUCGGUUACUCUAUAAUAGAUAUACGCAGUGGCGGUUUGCAAAUGCUCGAGCUGAGGGAGUAAGCUAUAUUCAAAGCUUAAUUGCUGAGGAAACACUAUACAAUGUCUGGCAUGCAACUUCAGACCUACGAGAUCAUGUGACGAACCAAAGAAUUUACCUCCAACAGCUGAAGCUAGAAAUGAAGCUAGAAUCCAUCUUAAAUGAUCAGAUGGUUUGCCUUGAAGAUUGGGCAACACUUGAGAGAGAACACAUUAGUUCUUUAGCUGGUGCCAUUGGAGAUUUGGAAGCAAAUACUCUCAGGCUUCCACUGGCAGGAGGAACAAAGGCGGACCUUAGAUCUCUAAAGUUGGCUAUGUCCUCAGCUCUUGAUGUUAUGCAGAGUAUGGGAUCAUCCAUCUGGUCUUUACACUCGCAAACAGAGGAGAUGAAUAAGGUUAUUUCCGAUCUUGCUGUUACAGUAGCAAAAGAGAACUUUUUGCUUGACAAAUGUGAAGAUCUCUUGGCAUCAACCGCAGUCAUGGAGAUAGAAGAGAGUAGCCUCAAGACCCAUCUGAUACAAAAGAAGCAAGAAGAAGAAGUAAGAGAUGAUGCAGAGUCUCCAUCAUUGCCAUUAAGCAAGUUUCCAUGGCCGUAACAACAUCACACUUCAAAGAAUGA
Camelina sativa (false flax) is the source of this 2446-nucleotide messenger RNA. RefSeq names its product QWRF motif-containing protein 4. Gene Ontology annotation, molecular function: microtubule binding. Gene Ontology annotation, cellular component: nuclear microtubule; cytoplasm. The record is from RefSeq and is a predicted model, not a curated record. Gene Ontology annotation, biological process: spindle assembly. NCBI's taxonomy places the organism in Eukaryota, Viridiplantae, Streptophyta, Magnoliopsida, Brassicales, Brassicaceae.